AUGGCGGCGGCCACCAGCGGCCCCAAGGAGCUCCCCCGGCGCCGCAGCGCCAGCCAGAUCUGUCCCCCGCCGCGGCGGCCCAGGACCCUGGCCGAAGUGCAGCCGGGCAGCGAGAACGAGCGGCUGGGGGUGGCCCGAGACAGCAUGGUGCAGAACCCGCUCAUAGCCAAGGCAGAACUAGGAAAACCUCGGAGAAGCUGCUACACUCUUCCAGGCUAUGACUUUGCAUAUGGGUUAUACCUUCAUGGGGCUGACGGAGGAGUACCUGAAGCGAUAGGCCACUGGCAUUCAAUGAAACCCAGGCCCCCUUCCCCAAGGGAGAUGCCUCGGAAUUACAUUGCCAUGAACCGUGAGGCUCUUAAGGCUGGUUAUGUCACAGCACAUGAAUACAACCUGUACCGCCAGCUCAAGGACAUCCGCUGCAAAGAAGAUAACGACAGUCGUUUUAAGAGAGCCCCCCCAAAAGUACCUCCAGAUAUGACCUACGGAAUUCUAGCACGGCCUUCCACUCCCUUCUUCGACCUUCUCCAGCACAGGUACAAGGAGGUGUGGAUGGAGCAACAGAGGGCAGUAGCCAUGGCCCAGCAAGUGGGGAAAAAAAAGUUGCAGAAAAGGAAAGUCUAUGAAACUCGGACCACGCUUCUCAGAAAACAACAACCGCCUGUGAAAUUGGAUUCCCUUUGGCACAUGCCCCACUUUCAGAAGGUUGGUCCUCAUCUCAGUACCUUUCCAGACCGUGACGCUCAUAAAAAGGCAUUCAGUGUCUACCACUCAGAAAUACCUGUGAGAUGUGGUCCCCUUGCCCAGGGCAUAUAUACAGCCGCCUGA
This is a messenger RNA of Emys orbicularis (European pond turtle), 828 nucleotides long. It is a transcript of the gene CFAP77, whose product is annotated as cilia and flagella associated protein 77. Bases 1 to 828 code for a protein of 275 amino acids. Lineage: Eukaryota; Metazoa; Chordata; Testudines; Emydidae. The transcript has 6 exons. The record is from RefSeq and is a predicted model, not a curated record.